GCUGCUGGCCCGCCGGCUCACACUUGGUCGCGCUGCGGAGCAGGCAUGGGAGCCGCGCGCGUCCUCCUCCGAGCGCCCACACCUGUCUGAGCAGCACACGGGCCAGCCCGGGCGGGCUGCUCCACGCGGCAGCUCUCAACAUGGCGGGGAUCCCAGGACUCUUCCUCCUUCUCCUCCUGCUCUGUGUCUUCAGGCAGGUGAGUCCCUACAGUAGUCCAUGGAAACCCACUUGGCCGGCUUACCGCCUCCCUGUUGUCUUGCCUCAGUCUACCCUCAACUUAGCCAAGCCAGACUUUGAUGCCAAAGCCAAAUUGGAGGUGUCCUCCUCAUGUGGACCCCAGUGUCACAAGGGAACACCACUGCCCACCUAUGAAGAGGCCAAGCAGUACCUUUCCUAUGAAACCCUCUACGCCAAUGGCAGCCGCACAGAGACUCAGGUGGGCAUCUACAUCCUCAGCAACGCCGAAGGCAGGGCGCGAAGUAGAGACUCCGAGGCCGCGGGAAAAUCUCGUAGGAAGAGGCAGAUUUAUGGCUAUGACGGCCGGUUUAGCAUUUUCGGGAAGGACUUCCUGCUAAACUACCCUUUCUCAACGUCGGUGAAGCUGUCUACGGGAUGCACCGGCACCCUGGUGGCCGAAAAGCACGUCCUUACUGCUGCACACUGCAUACACGACGGGAAAACCUACGUGAAAGGGACGCAGAAACUCCGAGUGGGCUUCCUGAAGCCCAAGUAUAAAGAUGGUGGCAGAGGGGACAACAGCUCGAGCCCAGCCAUGCCUGACAAGAUGAAAUUUCAGUGGAUCCGGGUGAAACGCACCCAUGUGCCCAAGGGGUGGAUCAAAGGCAACGCCAACGACAUCGGCAUGGAUUAUGACUACGCCCUUCUGGAACUCAAGAAACCCCACAAAAGGAAGUUCAUGAAGAUUGGGGUGAGCCCUCCGGCUAAGCAGCUCCCAGGGGGCAGGAUCCACUUCUCUGGCUAUGACAAUGACCGGCCAGGCAAUUUGGUGUACCGUUUCUGUGAUGUCAAAGAUGAGACCUACGACCUUCUCUACCAGCGAUGUGAUGCCCAGCCUGGGGCCAGUGGUUCAGGGGUCUACGUGAGGAUGUGGAAGAGACCACAGCAGAAAUGGGAAAGAAAAAUUAUUGGCAUCUUUUCGGGCCACCAGUGGGUGGAUAUGAAUGGCUCUCCACAGGAUUUCAACGUGGCAGUCAGAAUCACUCCUCUUAAAUAUGCGCAGAUUUGCUACUGGAUUAAAGGGAACUACUUGGAUUGCAGGGAGGGUUGACCCAGCUGCUUCUUCCUGCCAGCACUCCAGGGUCUUUGGGCUCAAGUUGUAGGAGACACCAGCCUUUUAUCAUUGACUCUUGUACCUGUGUGUCAUAUAAUAUCUUUUACCCAACAUUCUUCAAGUGGCAAAAUGAUUGGCUCUAUUAUUUGAAAACUGGUGUGUACGUCAUAGCUUUUAAACGGUCUGAAAACAUACAUUUGUACAGAGAUUUCAAAAUAUUGAUGUUUGGGGCAAUAGGGAAUAUUUGGCAAUUAAGUUAAACUUUCAGUUUUUUUGAGAACUCUUGUUUUUUUUUUUUUUGUCUUAUCCAAGCUUGCUUCAAAAGUUUAUAUUAAAUAUGUGAUAUAUGGAGGAUUUGAA
Molecule: messenger RNA, 1652 nt
Organism: Peromyscus leucopus (white-footed mouse)
Lineage: Eukaryota; Metazoa; Chordata; Mammalia; Rodentia; Cricetidae
Gene: Prss23
Product: serine protease 23
Exons: 2
Coding region: 141-1289 (382 amino acids)
Biological process (GO): proteolysis
Molecular function (GO): serine-type endopeptidase activity
Source: RefSeq, a predicted model, not a curated record